UAUACUUACUCGCCGGAAAAAUACACAUAUAUAAAUUUACGUAAGAAAUUGCCUAUAAACAAGAGAGGAGGGUCGUGAGAGGUCUAGGAAUAUUUCCCAAUAAAUUCCAGACCGAUUCGUAGUCACCGGAGCAUCCUAGAGGUCGCCGGAGUUGCAAGCCAAGGAAAUGGGUCUUCAGCAAGUGCGGAAAUUUGGCCGUAGAUAGGGGUGGCGGAGCUUCUCCUCGACGUCAGGAUCAUUUUGCAACUUGAAUCGUUUAAAUCCGUUACCUAAGAAGAAUUCAAGUGAAGAUCAAGCUAGAGAUUUUAUUAAGGAGAUUAUCGCAAUUUAAGAUGAUUAUGAUUAUGAAGAUUGAUGUACUUGCUGCCCGAGUGUUCCGCUAGUUGCACACGUUUGAUUAAUUAUUGUUGUUUAAAUUUGUAAUCCAUAAACUUGUUUUAAGCUUUAUCCAAUGGCUACUUGAAUUUAUGGUGGAUAGCCUGUGCACUCAAUCAUGUAUAGGUUGAGUGUGGCGGUGACACACCUGUUUUUCCAUUAAAGACUUCCGCUGUACUCUAAAUAUGUUUUAUAAUAAAGAUGUUUUCAUUUCAAAAUGUUAUUUUAUUUUGGUGGGAAAAAUGGGGGUGUUACAAGUUGGUAUCAGAGCCUUAGGUUUUCCAAAGGGAUUAGAACACGAGGUAAUAGGUUGUAUGGAGAAAUUCUGUCACCAAGACGAUAAGAGUCUAAGGUUGUUGGUUCUUAAUUGAGCCUUUGCGCUCGUCCAACUACCUGGGAAUUUCUCCUUGUGCUGAAACUUCGUCGUUCGAAAUCGUUGAAGGAAACCUUUGAAAUUGUACCUUCAAAAGGGAGAUUUUCAAAUAUUUUUAAAAUUAGGAAAGAUAAUAUAGCUAGGAAAUGGCCUUUUAGGAACGUGGUGAGGACCUUGUGAGUAUUUAUUUUCCUUACAUGUAUCAUGUAUGUGAUAAUUAUGCUAAUUGUGGGCCCAUAUGAGAAAUGGGAACCCCAAAUGCUAAAUGGAAUGCCUCAUAAGGCAAAAUUCCUAAGUGGCUAAGGUAUGUACAAACAUUAUGUGCGAAAGUGAUCUUAUGUGAAGUAUGAAUCCUCUGUAUGAUUGUUAUGUACAUUUUAUAUAUUCUUGUUACAUAGCCUAUGGAAUCCUUAGUUGAACUAGGACCCUUAGGAGUAAAAUAUAGAAAUUCUUACACGAAUACUUUGUGUCAUCAAGAUAUCAUGGCACCAAGAAGAGACCCUGAUAACACGCCCACCAAUGCUGAGUUGGCACAAAGCGUUCAGCAACUGGCACAAUUUAUGCACACACUGGGUGCUACUGUGCUCCAGAACAACCAAAACCAGAACAACGGGAAUGAUGCCGCAAAACGAGUGGCAUCUCGCAACCCUCCAAGCUUUCAUGGGCAAGAAGAUCCUCGUAUCCUCGAGAAUUGGCUCCGACUCUUUGACAAACUCUUCGACGCGGUGAGCUGUCCGGAAGAGCAAAGGGUUGACAUUGCUGUUUACUAUUUACAGCAAGAGGCAGAUAACUGGUGGGUCUCAUCAGGCCCAACUUUACGUCAACAACCUGACUUCAAUUGGGAAGCUUUCAAGAUUGCCAUGAGGAAACGUUUUUAUCCUGCACACGUUCAGGCCACCAUGCGUGAUGAAUUCAUACAUUUGAAACAGAUGGGCAUGAGUGUCGAGGAAUAUCACAAUAAAUUCGUGGACCUCGCGCCAUUUGCGAAAACAAUAGUGCCUGAUGAAAGCACCAAAGUUGAGAAAUUUAUCUACGGAUUAAACUAUGAUAUGCAGAAAAUCGUCGCUGUUUUGGGUUGCCAAACUCUGACUGAAGCUUAUGAUAGAGCUGCAGUUCACUAUCGAGUUCAGCAACUACAAAGAGAGAGGAACCAGAAGAUGAAGAGGGACGAAGAUGGAGGUCGAGGAGAAAAGAGGGUCAGAGUGCACCCACCUACACAGCAACAAGAAGGGAGGAGGAGGAGAGAUGACCAAGGUGGAAGAAAUUUCCACGGUCAAAACCAACAAAAUGAUCGAAGAGCUGCUCCCAGAGAUAGACACUUCUACUGCAAGAGGUGCAGGAGAGAUCAUCCUGGUGUUAAUUGCGAUGGAAGCCUGACAAAAUGUUUCAAUUGUGGGAAGCUAGGGCACCGAACCUUCGAGUGUCUCUCAAAGACCAAUGGGGCACCAGUGCACCAGGUGCAAUACCGUGAUGGAGGAAGGCCAGAUAUGAACCAAGCUGGGCCAAAUGGAGGACAAAAUAACAACAACAAUGCCGCCGCCAACAACAACCGCAACCCUCGAGGAGGAGGGGAGAAUAAUCAUGGCAAUGGCAAUGGCGGGAACAAUGGCAACGGCGGAAACAACGGCAACCGUCCGAACCAAGGGCGAAUCAUGGUGAUGAAUCAGGCCCAAGCCAAUGCUAAUGAUGUGGUUUCAGGUACAUUCCUUGUAAAUUCUGAGCCUGCUUAUGUUCUAUUUGAUUCUGGUGCUUCUCACAGUUUCAUAUCUUCUAGUUUCGUUAAGAAAUUGAAGAUUGAACCAACGGCUAGAAUAGACUUGAAUGUAAGAACCGCCUCAGAUAAAUUUGUAACUUGUGGAAAUGUAUACUCCAACAUUCCCAUACUCAUAUCUGAAUCCAACCUACCUGGAGAUUUAAUCCAAUUUGACUUAAAAGAUAUUGACAUAGUACUGGGCAUGGAUUGGUUGGGGAAAUACAAAGCCAGGAUCCUCUGUGAUGAACAGAAGGUGAUCUUGAAGGGUCCAAAUGGGAAGCGAAUAUCUUACAAAGCAAUCACAUCCAAGCCUAGUAUGAGGCUGAUGACUAUGCAACAAUUAAGGCGACAUAUCCGAAAGGGGUAUGAAACAUACCUGUGCUUUAUGAAAGAGGUGAAUACAGGGGAGCCAAACAUUGACCAAAUUGCCGUAGUCAAUGAAUUUCCGGAUGUAUUUCCGGAAGAGAUUCCAGGGAUGCCACCCGAGAGAGAAGUUGAAUUCUCAAUUGAGUUGAUGCCCGGAACCGCGCCAAUUUCAAAAGCACCUUACCGGAUGGCACUGAAAGAAAUGCAGGAGCUGAAGGAACAACUAGAGGAGUUGUUAGAGAAGGGGUACAUAAGACCGAGUGUCUCACCUUGGGGCGCUCCGGUCUUAUUUGUCAAAAAGAAAGAUGGGAGUCUAAGGCUAUGCAUCGAUUACCGAGAGUUGAAUCAAGCAACUAUCAAGAACAAGUAUCCAUUGCCCCGAAUUGACGACUUGUUUGAUCAAUUGAAGGGGGCUAGCACAUUCUCUAAGAUAGACUUGCGCUCUGGAUAUCAUCAAGUGAGAAUAUCUGAAAAAGAUGUACCAAAAACAGCAUUCCGCACGAGGUAUGGACACUACGAGUUCACUGUGAUGCCGUUUGGUUUAACAAAUGCACCGGCGGUAUUCAUGGACCUAAUGAACCGUGUAUUCCGACCUUACCUUGACACAUUUGUGGUGGUAUUCAUCGAUGAUAUUCUUGUGUAUUCAAAAACCCCGGAAGAUCACAAGAAACAUUUGAGACUCACGUUACAAACUUUGAGAGAGAACCAGUUGUAUGCCAAACUCUCAAAGUGUGACUUCUGGCAGGAUCGGGUAGCGUUCUUGGGUCACAUCAUCACCCAGGAAGGCGUAUCCGUAGAUCCAUCGAAGAUUGAAGCGGUGGUUGAAUGGCGUGCACCUACCUCGGUCACAGAGGUAAGAAGUUUCUUGGGUCUAGCGGGAUACUAUAGGAGAUUUGUUAAAGAUUUCUCCAAGAUAGCAAGACCGCUAACCAACCUGACAAAGAAGACAACCAAAUUCCAAUGGAAUGAAGAUUGUGAAGCAGCAUUCCAAGAGUUGAAGAAAAGACUCACAAUUGCGCCGGUCUUGACACUACCGUCAGGGACGGAGGGAUUUGAUAUCUAUAGUGAUGCAUCCAAGAAGGGGUUGGGGUGUGUGCUAAUGCAAAAUAGGAAAGUGGUGGCUUAUGCAUCAAGACAACUAAAGGUGCAUGAAGUCAAUUAUCCUACCCAUGACCUGGAGUUAGCUGCAGUAGUGUUUGCUUUGAAAAUCUGGAGACAUUACCUAUACGGAGCACAUUGUAAGAUAUACACUGACCACAAAAGCUUGAAGUACAUAUUCACUCAAAAAGAGCUUAACAUGAGGCAAAGAAGAUGGCUCGAGCUUAUCAAUGAUUACGAUCUAGAAAUCCAAUACCACGAGGGAAAAGCUAACGUGGUGGCGGAUGCUUUGAGCCGGAAAUCUGAGCACUCAUGCCGAGCAACAUGGAUAUUACCAGAAGAACUAUUCCGAGACUUCCAAAGAUUGAGCUUGGAAGUAAAGCAAUAUGGCGAAGUAGAUGGUGAAAUACAGUUAUGUACUAUGACUGUUAUACCAUCUAUCUUUGACGAAAUCAAGAACGGACAACCGGGAGAUGUAAAGCUCGAAAGAAUCAAGGAAGGAAUGAAAGAUGGCGUCAACGGACCAUUUAAGGUACAUGAAGAUGGGAGCAUCCGAUACAAGGGAAGGUGGUGUGUUCCACUGAAGUGUACAGAUAUUAAAAAACAAAUCAUGGAGGAGGGACACAACACGCCCUACUCGGUACAUCCCGGGGGAGACAAACUAUACAAAGACCUCAAAAAGAACUUUUGGUGGCCGGGAAUGAAGAAAGAAGUAGCUGAAUUUGUAUCCCGAUGUUUGAACUGCCAAAAAGUCAAAGCGGAGAGAUGCAAACCCAAGGGACUCGUGCAACCCUUGGAAGUACCAACAUGGAAAUGGGAUUCAAUCUCAAUGGACUUUGUCGGGGGUUUACCUUUAACAAAGUCCGGGAAAGAUAAAAUUUGGGUGGUAGUGGAUAGAUUGACCAAAACUGCAAGGUUCAUUCCUAUGAAUGAAACCUGGAGCAUGGAGAAACUGGCAAAAGCCUAUGUCAAACACGUGGUCAAACACCACGGAGUACCUCAAGACAUCGUAUCAGACCGAGAUUCACGAUUCUUAUCCCAAUUUUGGAAAGAAUUACAAACGGCUAUGGGAACAAAAUUGAAGUUAAGUACUGCUUUCCAUCCAACCACGGACGGACAGACCGAAAGAACAAUCCAAACAUUAGAAGACAUGUUGAGGGCAUGUGUUCUUGAUUUGCAAGGAUCAUGGGAUGAACACCUAGACUUGGUAGAGUUUUCGUACAAUAACAGUUACCAUGCUAGCAUCAGAAUGGCCCCAUACGAAGCUCUAUAUGGUCAAAAGUGUAGGAGUCCCUUAUGUUGGGGUGACAUGGUCGAUCAGGUGGUUCUAGGACCACAAUACUUGCAAGAUACUAUUGAGAAAAUCAAGGUCAUCCAAGAAAGGAUGAAGGCUGCCCAAGACCGACAGAAAUCAUAUGCCGAUCUUGGGAGAAAACCAGCUGAAUUCGAACUAGGGGAGAAAGUUCUACUCAAAGUCUCUCCUACAAGAGGCGUAAUGAGGUUCGGGAAGAAAGGGAAACUAAGUCCGAGAUUCAUCGGACCCUAUGACAUCCUAGAGAAGGUGGGAAAAGUGGCAUAUCGAUUAGCUCUACCCACGGAGUUGGAUAAGGUAACAACCGAUUUGAAAUCAAAUACUUCUCUACAAUUAAAAUACAUUCUUAACAUACCGAUAUAUGCUAGGUACAUAACGUCUUUCACGUAUCACAAUUAAAGAAGUAUGUUCGAGAUGAGUCACAUAUCAUCAAUCCGGAGGUAAGAAAUCCUAGACUAAACAUGAGCCAAACGUAAAUUGAAAAGAAUAUAAGUUAACCGUUAUAUUAUUAGGUGAUUGAAAUGGAUGAGACAUUAUCCUACGAAGAAAAACCCAUAGAGAUUCUCGAUACUAAGACCCGAGAGACAAGGAAGAAGACAGUUAAGAUGGUAAAAGUACUUUGGUCAAACCAUUUGACCGAGAAUGCAACAUGGGAGACAGAAGAGGAUAUGCGUAAACGGUAUCCUGAACUUUUCAAUUAAGGUAAAUAUUCGGUUACGAGGACGUAACCUUUCUUUUAGGGGGGCAGGUUGUCAUAUCUUAUAAACCUAUAAUAAUUCAUCUUCAUACUUAAUUCGCGUCUUAGUUUAUGCUUCGAGGACGAAGCAUUCUUUAAGGAGGGUAGAAUGUGAUACCUUGAAAAUUUGAAAUAAAAAUAAAUAAAUAAAUCAGAUAAGUUAUAUCUGAUAAAUCAAAUGAAAGUAAGAUCAAAAUAUUUUUUUUUAUACUUGGUGUAUAAAAAUAUACGCACACUACAUGCAAUGAAAAUUAAACACUUAUGUGGCAUCGGAAAAAAAAAAAUAAAUAAAUAAAUAAAAAUAAAAAUAAAUCAGAUAAAAUAUAUCUGACAAGGUAAAUAAAAAUAAAUAUCAAAGUAUUAUAAGUGACAUUUUGUAACAUGUAAUAAUAUACAUAUACACAUAAGAUGUAACUUGUGGAUGACAAUCAUACACAUAGGUGUUCACAAUAAUACAAAUAGAGGUAAUAAUAUAUGCAAUGAACUUGCGGACUAGACUUAGAAUGCAUUAGAACAACCAACAUUUACACAUGCAUGUUCAUAAUACUAUGUAUAAUAAUAUUGAAUAAUAAUGAAGAAAUAAUUCAAACCAAUCACUCCAUGUAUGAUUCAGCCUAGAAUGAUCGAUCUACAGCUAUAAAUACAGCUUCCUUCCCAUUCUAAAUCACCACAAAGUGAAGAAAACGAGUAGAGAAUAUAUAUAUAUACUUACUCGCCGGAAAAAUACACAUAUAUAAAUUUACGUAAGAAAUUGCCUAUAAACAAGAGAGGAGGGUCGUGAGAGGUCUAGGAAUAUUUCCCAAUAAAUUCCAGACCGAUUCGUAGUCACCGGAGCAUCCUAGAGGUCGCCGGAGUUGCAAGCCAAGGAAAUGGGUCUUCAGCAAGUGCGGAAAUUUGGCCGUAGAUAGGGGUGGCGGAGCUUCUCCUCGACGUCAGGAUCAUUUUGCAACUUGAAUCGUUUAAAUCCGUUACCUAUGAUUAUGAUUAUGAAGAUUGAUGUACUUGCUGCCCGAGUGUUCCGCUAGUUGCACACGUUUGAUUAAUUAUUGUUGUUUAAAUUUGUAAUCCAUAAACUUGUUUUAAGCUUUAUCCAAUGGCUACUUGAAUUUAUGGUGGAUAGCCUGUGCACUCAAUCAUGUAUAGGUUGAGUGUGGCGGUGACACACCUGUUUUUCCAUUAAAGACUUCCGCUGUACUCUAAAUAUGUUUUAUAAUAAAGAUGUUUUCAUUUCAAAAUGUUAUUUUAUUUUGGUGGGAAAAAUGGGGGUGUUACACCUGGCUUCUGUGACUCAGACACUCCCAGGUGCCCUUGAAACUAUCAAAGAUAAUAAUGCUACCGAAUUCUCCAAAAUCGAACUCCUGCUUGGUGAUCUUGUUGAUGCCAAAAAGGGGGAAGAAAUCAGAGAACCUGCUAGAGCCAUCAGAGCUGCAGAAGGAACUAGCACCAGAGCUGUUGAUCCUGCUGUAUACUUUGAAAGGGCAAGGCAAAAGAGGAUUGCUGCUGGUACUCAGAGACCAACUCUUCCAAGAUCAAAGAAAGGAAAGAAGUCAACUUUCACUCUUGCUCAAUGGCUUAAAAGUGAUCUAGCUAAACCUGAUGCUGCUCAAUUUCAAGAAAUGAAGAAGCACAUGACACCUCUCCAACAGGAAAAUCUUAUUCUGGAUAGAGAUGGGACGAUCAUCAUAAAUCAUGGUGGCUCCAUGCAAGAAGCAGAGGAUUGGUGGCACAUGAAAGUGAUCCCUGGCAAGGACAUUUCUGAAGCCAUCAGAAAUUACCUUGAUUGCAAGCUUGAACCUGCCUGGUCAGAGUGUCAGAACCCAAGGAACUUGGCCUCCAUCAGAGCAAAGGUAAAUGCUGAUCUGAAGGAAAUUGAAGCAAAAGAAGCUGAACUAGAAGAGGAAGAUAUCUAAACUCUAUCCUCUUGUUGCUUUAAAUAUCUUUCAUUAAUAAGAUAACCAGCUUGCCUCUAUUUUGCAUGGCAAUGUCAAAUUACUUCUAUUUUGCACUCUGAUUAUUUAUGCUCUGAUAUCAAUUGUGUCAUUUCUUAUCUUUGUUUAUUUGAUUGAUUGUAUCUUACUCUUGCUAUUUUCCUAUGCCAAGUGCCCACCAAGAUUCUAAAUGAAAGUUUAUUUUUUAACUUAUUUUCCCUAUGGUGAAAGGCACUUCUCUGGAAAUAGUUUAAGGGUUUUGGCAUCAUCAAAAAGGGGGAAAUUGUAAGGAAUAAAUGUAAUUAGAUUUUGAUGAUGCUAGGAUAAUUAGAUCAGAAAGUUAAAGUACCCCCAAUUAGAUUUUAUGUAUUAGAAUUUUCAAUUGUAAGUAUUAGUGUAGUCGACGAUCAGAGUUGCUCUGCUUUGGAUCAGAUCAGAAGUGCAUCAGAUUUACUCGACCAGACUUGCUCUAUGAGAACUGCUCCAUCAGAGUUCUCUUAUCAGAAGUCCGUCAGAGUUGCAUCAUGAGAGUUGCUGAUAAAUUUGGACAUCUGAUAACCAAUGAGAGUUACAGAUCAGAGGUACUCAUCAGCGGACCUAUCAGAGUCAACAGAAAUCAGAAAGCCAUCAGAACUCAACUCAUCAGAAAGCCAUCAGAACUCAGAAAGCCAUCAGAAUCUCCAACACAUCAGAAGAGCCUGAUCAGAGCCCGACUAACACUUAGAAGAUUUCAAGCAACAUCCAACAGCUAUGAAUCCAACGGGUAAAAACAUCCAACGGCUAGAAGACUGUGCAUGAAAGGAAAGCAUUUAAUGCACAUUAAAUGAGCCUGAUACGCUGAGGGAUUGAUUGCAAAUGAUUGACCAAGGAAUCCGGGAAGAUAUAUUAUAAAAAUAGAAACCUUCCAAAACGGCGGUCAAGUCAACUGUACGCGCAAUUAAUGCAGUUGUCUCCUCCUCCAACGGGCAGACAACCCCAGUAUAUAAGCUACAAACCGAAGAACAGGACAUAACGCUCUUUGCAAAAACUUUUGCUCCAUUCAUUAACUCUGAACAUACUUCUUGAGAUUCAACCUUCAUAACACUCUACAAGAAAAGUUCUACGUUGGGAAGAUUCAAACUUCAAAUCUUUCAUCCCCAACAACGAGCAAAGU
Messenger RNA from Cuscuta epithymum, 9094 nucleotides. The record is from the annotation of a GenBank genome assembly. Lineage: Eukaryota; Viridiplantae; Streptophyta; Magnoliopsida; Solanales; Convolvulaceae.